Molecule: messenger RNA, 2079 nt
Organism: Chaetomium globosum CBS 148.51
Lineage: Eukaryota; Fungi; Ascomycota; Sordariomycetes; Sordariales; Chaetomiaceae
Exons: 7
Coding region: 1-2079 (692 amino acids)
Molecular function (GO): metalloaminopeptidase activity; manganese ion binding
Source: RefSeq, a predicted model, not a curated record
AUGGCCGCCGUCAACGAGCCCUGCGUUGGGUCCGGCGGCAGAGCGGGCGUCUGCAUCUCCACCGCCAACUGCGCGUCCGCCGGCGGCGUUAGCAUCUCCGGGGCCUGCCCCGCCGACGCCUCCAACAUCAAGUGCUGCACCAAGGCGUCCUGCGCUAACGGUAGCGCGGGCAACUGCCGCUGGUCGAGCGACUGCGCGGGGACCUCGGUCGCCAACAAGUGCCCGGGCCCGUCCCAGAUGAAGUGCUGCUCCUCGAGCGCCUCGGGCUUCGGCGGAUACAGCGCCCCCGCCUUCCCCGCCGUCGGCGCCUGCAAGUCGGUCGCCGUGGAGGGCGCCAAGAAGGUCGUCGCCGCGUGGAAGGGCCGCGUCAGGCAGAUCUACUGCACCAGGGACUGUGCCUGCCCCGGCACGUCGGAUCACUGCUGUGGCAAGGCAAUUGACUUUAUGUGCUCGGAUGGCGGUGGUGUUCCUACCUCGUCCGGCCGUCAGAUCGCUGAGUGGGUGAUGAAUAACCGCGGCACGCUCAACCUCAAGUAUGUGAUUUGGGGUCAGCGCAUUUGGAACCCCUCGGUCGACGGCGUCAAGGCGUGGACCAGCUGGCGCGCCAUGGAGGACAGAGGCGACAUCACCCAGAACCACUGUGAAUCCCGUAUUCUGACACAUAAUGCCGUUGUGGAAGCCCAAAUCAUCCUGUGGGGACUGGAUUGUCUCCGUUUAUCCACCCGAAAUGUGGAACUUCGCGUGGGGAAAUACCCCGCCAAGCGACAUGCUAAGCGCGUUGUCGAUUACAUCCGCACCAAAGUGCCCGAUGCGACCGGCGUGCUCUACCUCGAGAGUCGCAUGACCAAGUUGCUCGAGGACAAUGACGAGCCUGAGCCGUUUCGUCAGCGCCGCUUCUUCUAUUACUUGACCGGUUGCCCGCUCGCCGACUCAUUCGUGGUCCACGAUAUCGACUCGGCCAAGACCACCCUCUUCAUCCCUCCCAUCGACCCCGAGAGCGUCAUCUGGUCCGGCUUGCCCGUCUCCGCCGAGGAGGCCUUACAAAGGUUCGACGUGGACGAGGUCAAGUACACUACCGAGAUUAAUGCCGAGUUGGCCCAUUCUGGUGCUCAGAAGAGCCAGUCGACCGUCUUUGCCAUCCCCGGCCAGGUCUCAGAUCACGUCACCUUCCUCGGCUUCGACAACAAGAACUUUGCCGUACUCAAGGAGGCCAUCGAGGUCAGCCGGGUGGUCAAGGAUGAGUUCGAGCUCGCCAUGAUGGCCAAAGCCAACGCUAUCGGCGCCGACGCCCAUCACGCCGUCAUGAGGAAGGUCAGGCAUGCCAAGAACGAGCGCGAGCUCGAAGCCGAGUUCAUUGCUCAGUCCAUCGCUGCCGGUGCACCCAACCAGUCGUACCACGGCAUCUUUGCUGCGGGCAGGGCUGGUGCCACACUGCAUUAUGUGCACAACAAUGCGCCACUGGCGGGUAAGCUGAACCUACUACUCGAUGGCGGUCCGGAGUGGGACUGCUACGCCUCGGAUGUCACUCGGACAUUCCCAAUCAACGGCAAAUUCACCAAGGAGAGCAGGGCUAUCUACGAUAUUGUGCUCAGGAUGCAGCUGGAGAGUAUCGCGGCGCUAAAAGAGGAUGUUCUCUGGGACGACGUGCACCUUCUGGCGCACAAGGUUGCCAUCGAUGGCUUGCUGGGACUCGGCAUUCUAAAGGGUGACAAGGAGGAGAUCCUGGCAAAUCGGACGAGUGUGGCCUUCUUCCCCCACGGCUUGGGACACUAUCUCGGGAUGGACACCCACGACACCGGCGGCAACCCCAACUACGCCGACACGGACACCCUUUUUCGGUAUCUGCGCGUCAGGGGGAAGGUUCCGGAGGGCAGUGUGGUGACGGUUGAGCCGGGGAUUUACUUCUGCAGCUUCAUCAUUGAACCGUACCUGAAGGAUCCUAAGCAUGCCAAGUAUAUCGACACCAAGGUCCUUGAGAACAUUGAGGACAACCUGGUUAUUACCAAGGGUGGUGCCGACAACCUGACCACCGUGAUCAAGGACCCUGAUGAGAUCGAGAGGAUCAUUUCCAGCAGCUAA